AGCUCGCGGCCCGCCCAACAUAUCCUGAGUAAAAACAUCCCCACACCAGAGUCAAGAUGGGGAUUUUGCAACACAAACCUAGAACUUUUGGGGGUCACGCAUCACAAGUUGCAGUCCGUAGUGUAGUGCAGGCUCGCAAGGCCAGCUGUAUCAGGAAUCCAUCUGCUCAUCCUGUUUACAGCAUUACAAAUUCCAAAACACGACUAAAAAUGCCUCUCCUGGCGAUGCGCAUUACAAAUGUUCCUGUCAUUGCAAAUCUGCAUGACAAUUCUGGCGUGGGUACGUUUUUACUCAGGAUACAACAUCGCAGCGGGUCACGUUUGAAGACAUCGACUCGGAGGCUAUCAAAUGUAAAAGUGUCUGGGUCUGGAAGAUUGCCAGGUUUGUCAUGCACAUUUUGCAUAACUCCUGAUCGAUCUGUGACGCAUGCCCUAGCAUGACAGAUUUUGUGAGGGCUUCCUGAUACCUACACCGCAUGACAAAUGCUCUUUCCGUGUAGCAAAAAUUGGACUCUCUUUGCUGCUCAUGCAAUACAGAUUUUUUCAGGAUCCAAAAUCAGCAUGACAAGUUGGAUUCUUCCAGACCCAGACAUUUUUACAGUUGAUAGAGGCAGUAACGGACCAACAACUGACCGAGCCUGAGGUGAUUACCUUCGUGGACAACGGUGUUGACAAUGAUGACACCCUGCUGAAUAUCAAAUGUAAAAGUGUCUGGGUCUGGAAGAAUGCAUGUUUGUCAUGCUUGUCUGGCAUGACUCGAGAAUCUGUCAUGCACGUUGCCCAAGAGCCGCAUUUUUCUGUCAUGCGGAGACGCAGUUUGUCAUGCAGAAUAGGCAACACCUACAAGCUUAGAAAUUUGUCAUGCUGAGCCAGCACAUGUGGCCCCCUCAUGCUACGCCACUCAGCAUCACAAGUUUCCAGACCCAGACAUUUUUGCAGUUCAUACUGAAGACGAAGAAGCAGUUUUUCUCCUGGAUCCGAAGGCAGGACCCCGGCCUAUCAACUGUAAAAAUGUCUGGGUCUGGAACAAAGCAACUUGUCAUGCUAUAUCAAUAUCUGAAUCAUGUAAAAAUCUGUGUUGCAUGAUUGCCAAAAGCUGUCCACUUUUGACCUAAUCGAGAGGCAGUUUCUCAUGCAGGAUAGGCAUGAUAGAACUCUCACAGAAUCUGUCAUGCUCUGUCCUACAUGCCCGACCUCAUGGGUCAUGGAAAACCUGCAUGACAAGUCUAGCACUCUUCCAGACCCAGACAUUUUUGCACUUGAUACGGCCUUCCUGGUUACCAGAGCCCCGGCGCCGACCCAGGGUUCGAAAACAUCGGGAAAGAGGAAUGGCUGACAACUUUACAUCUGCAGUUUGGCUUGGAGUGGAUCGAAAAGAAGGAUUUGGACAAUCUGAAAAAAGUUUUGACCGGGGGGCCGCAGGUUCAGAACACGGACACCUGCAUAUGACAGUGCACAACUCCCCCUCCCCUUCCUUUGUCAUGCAGAGCCCCAAAUGCAAGUGCUUCCCUUUGGCACUGUUUGCAUGACAGAUUCCGGAAGGAGCCCAAACGCAAACAGUGCUACACGAGGCGCAUAAAUUUGUCAUGCACAGGCUCCACAUGUGCUGGUGUUUGUAUUGCUGUUUGUGCAACAUCAGAAAUGAGGGGGAGGGGGAGUUGUGCACAUUCAUACUGAAAGGAUGCGCUUCACUACAAAGAUUUCGACGAUGACUUUUGUAUCAGCAGUAGCGGAUACAAAGAUAAGCUUCCCCGCUGUCCUAUCGCAUGCGAAAUGACGGUAUGA
This is a messenger RNA of Amoebophrya sp. A120, 1784 nucleotides long. The record is from the annotation of a GenBank genome assembly. Lineage: Eukaryota; Dinophyceae; Syndiniales; Amoebophryaceae.